GCCGGGUCAUGUGCUGGGCGAAUAUGGCCACCGCCCGCUAGCACUGCCGGCACCGGAGGAGCAGGGCAGCCCACCCGCCCGGCCGGCCAUGCGGGGCUUGUCCCGGCCCGGCCACUCUGCGUGACUCCCCCGCUUUGCCUAGCCCCGGCUCCGGCCGCCCCGAGUCUCGCCCGCAGCGCCCCGUGCCGCCGCCAUGAACGCGGAGAAGGACUUCGCGCCGCUGACGCCCACCAUCGUGCGCGCGCUGAACGACAAGCUCUACGAGAAGCGCAAGGUGGCGGCGCUCGAGAUCGAGAAGUUAGUACGGGAGUUCGUGGCUCAGAGCAACACGACCCAGAUCAAGCAUGUGAUCCAGAUCUUGUCACAGGAGUUUGCGCUUUCACAGCACCCUCACAGCAGGAAAGGGGGACUCAUCGGCCUGGCAGCCUGUUCCAUCGCCCUUGGCAAGGACUCUGGGCUGUACUUGAAGGAGCUAAUAGAGCCAGUGCUGACGUGCUUCAAUGAUGCUGACAGCCGUUUGCGGUACUAUGCCUGCGAGGCCUUGUACAACAUUGUCAAGGUGGCCCGGGGCUCUGUCCUGCCUCACUUCAAUGUGCUGUUUGAUGGCCUAAGCAAGCUUGCUGCUGAUCCAGACCCAAAUGUAAAGAGUGGCUCAGAACUACUGGACCGAUUGCUCAAGGACAUUGUGACUGAGAGUAACAAGUUUGAUCUGGUGAGCUUCAUCCCCCUGCUGCGGGAGCGGAUUUAUUCAAACAACCAAUAUGCCCGGCAGUUCAUCAUAUCCUGGAUCCUAGUGCUAGAGUCUGUACCUGACAUCAAUCUCCUGGAUUACCUGCCGGAGAUCCUGGAUGGCCUCUUCCAGAUCCUGGGAGACAACAGCAAAGAAAUACGGAAAAUGUGUGAAGUAGCACUUGGGGAAUUCCUUAAGGAGAUCAAGAAGAAUCCCUCCAGUGUCAAGUUUGCAGAGAUGGCCAAUAUUCUAGUGAUUCACUGUCAGGCCUCUGAUGACCUGAUACAGCUUACGGCCAUGUGUUGGAUGAGGGAGUUCAUCCAGCUGGCUGGCCGGGUGAUGCUGCCCUACUCCUCUGGGAUCCUGACUGCAGUUCUGCCAUGUCUAUCCUAUGAUGACCGCAAGAAGAACAUCAAAGAGGUGGCCAAUGUGUGUAACCAGAGCCUGAUGAAGCUUGUCAUCCCAGAAGAUGAUGAAACAGAUGAAGCCAAGCAAUCCAUGAGCCUGCAAACAGAAGCCAACUCAGAGGAGUCUCUCUCCAAGCCUGAGGUGCCCUCCAGUGGUUCCCUUGAUACCUCGAGUGACUCCAAUUUCAGCAACACCAGUGUCUUCACUGUAACCAGUUCUGACAAAGUACAGGUGACGCUUAACCUUGAUGGAAUAGUUCAGGUGCUGGACUAUCACCUUCAUGACACGUCCAUUGGGAUGAUGACCAGAAUUGCAGUUCUGAAAUGGCUCUAUCAUUUGUACAUCAAGACUCCUCGUAAAAUGUUCCGGCACACGGACAGCCUCUUCCCCAUUUUGCUUCGAACGCUGUCAGAUGAAUCAGAUGAAUUCUGCUUGAGCUACUUUGGCUGCAAAGUUGGUCACUCAGCACCUCCUGAUGUUAUCUUGAAGGAUCUAGAAGUGUUGGCUGAGAUUGCAUCUUCUCCUGCAGGCCAAACGGAAGGACAUGGGCCAUAUGAAGGCUCAGACAUGCAAUCCAGCCAAUCAGAGCUCCAUGUGCCCAUCAAACCCAGCCAGCUGAGCACCUCUGGUACUAAAGGCGUGGAGUGUUCUCCUUCCACACCCACCAUGAACUCCUACUUCUACAAAUUCAUGAUCAAUCUGCUCAAGAGAUUUAGCAGCGAGAGGAAACUACUGGAGACAAGGGGAGCUUUCAUCAUCAGGCAACUUUGUCUACUGCUGAAUGCAGAGAACAUCUUCCACUCCAUGGCAGACAUCUUGCUUCGGGAGGAGGACCUUAAGUUUGCCUCUACCAUGGUUCAUACCCUGAACACUAUACUGCUGACAUCCUCUGAGCUCUUCCAGCUGAGAAACCAGCUCAAAGACCUGAAGACACUGGAGAGCCGUAACCUGUUUUGCUGCCUGUACCGUUCCUGGUGCCACAACCCUGUGACAACUGUGUCCCUCUGCUUCCUCACCCAGAACUACAAACAUGCCUAUGACCUCAUCCAGAAGUUUGGGGACCUGGAAGUCACAGUGGAUUUCCUCACAGAGGUAGACAAGCUGGUACAGCUCAUUGAAUGUCCAAUUUUCACAUAUCUUCGCCUGCAGCUGCUGGAUGUGAAAAAUAAUCCCUACCUGAUCAAGGCUCUCUAUGGGCUGCUGAUGCUGCUGCCCCAGAGCAGUGCCUUCCAGCUCCUCUCCCACCGCCUGCAGUGUGUGCCCAACCCUGAGCUCAUGCAGACCACAGACAGCACCAAGAUUGGCCAUGGCUUCAAGAAAUCACCGGCACCCAACAUCGACUAUGUGGAGCUGCUGCAGCACUUUGAGAAAGUCCAGAACAAGCACCUAGAAGUGCGGCACCAGCGGACAGGCCGGGGGGAGCACCUGGACCGGAGGGUCAUCCUCUGAGUGCCAAAGCCCUCAGCAUGUGUGGAGACUGUAGCUCGGGGAGAGGCCAAGGCAGGGGGAGCCACAGGGACUUAGUGGCUGCAGUGGAUUCAGGACAUGUGCUCCAUUGGGGAGGGAGGACCAGGGCUGUUUGGAACACUCAGCUGGGGAAGGAUCUCCACCAGCAAUGCUUGCAUGCAGGGCACUUUCCUGGAGAAAUGUCUGCAAAGCCCAGGACCCCAUACCAUGCAACCUUUCUCAUUAUCUCAAAACAAGCUUGUUGGGACCUGUUGGUAGGGAGGUGACUGGAGGAGCCACCAACUCCAUCUACCCAUCCUUGGACUCGUGCAACAGGGUGAGCUAGCUACUUGCCUUACUAAUGCCUCCCCUGUGACAGUCAGAUGAUGGCCUAGACUGGCCUUGCCAGUAAAGCCAUAGGGCAAAUAUGUCAGAGGAAUUUUCUGGUACCUCCAGCCUGAAAACAAGCGUGCGUGUGAUUGGAGGGGCAUUACCUCCCUUGCUGCCCUCCCGCAUGUCACCUCCUCAGUCAGCUCUGUGACACUCUUCAUGAAGGAAAACAGGUCUCCAUAGCUGGCUCCCUGGAUCUUGCAGAGGAGCCUCUUCUAACCUCCCCAGGGCAGUGCCAGCAGCAUCUAAUUCUCCAGUGCUCCUGGCUCUCUGGAUCCACAUUCCUGUGCGUGUGCAUGCACACGUGUAUGUGUGUGUGCGUGUCCCUAGCCCCCAGUGUAACUCCCCUCACUGCUGUGCAUAUGGUGAUGCAGCCUUAAUUUAUAGCUAACCUCAGAGCAUUCUACAUGUGUGUAUAUAGAGUCCAAAUCAGAUUUCUAGCUUGAAAAUAGAUCUUUGUACCUACAAAAACCCCUCCCCAUAUCAAAAUAAAAGAAUGGCGCAGAA
This is a messenger RNA of Alligator mississippiensis (American alligator), 3481 nucleotides long. RefSeq names its product VAC14 component of PIKFYVE complex (gene VAC14). NCBI's taxonomy places the organism in Eukaryota, Metazoa, Chordata, Crocodylia, Alligatoridae. Gene Ontology annotation, biological process: positive regulation of kinase activity; phosphatidylinositol biosynthetic process. The coding region runs from base 194 to 2587 and encodes 797 amino acids. Gene Ontology annotation, cellular component: endosome membrane; PAS complex. The transcript is spliced from 20 exons. The record is from RefSeq and is a predicted model, not a curated record.